Molecule: messenger RNA, 723 nt
Organism: Sphenostylis stenocarpa
Lineage: Eukaryota; Viridiplantae; Streptophyta; Magnoliopsida; Fabales; Fabaceae
Source: the annotation of a GenBank genome assembly
AUGGAAGCUGAGGAUGGAACUAGCAACGGUGAUAACGGUGAACGGACUGGGUUGGAUAGGAGGUCAAAUUCUCGAGAUGGAGAUGAUGGGGGGAGAAUUCAAGGUGGAAAUGAGGUCGCGGGAGGUGAAGAAAGUCAAGGCUUGAAGGAUGAAACUAUAAAUAAUGGGGUUGUGAUUGAAGUUGAAGAUGUUCAGGGUUUGAAUAAAGCUGUAGAUAAUAGGGUGGCAAUUAAAGGUGGGAAUGGUGUUGCUGAAGGUGAAGAAGUUCGGGGCUUGAAGCAGGAAGCUGUAAAUAAUUGGGUGACACAUGAAGGAGGAAAUGGUGUUGCUAAAAGGAAAGAAGUUUGGGGUUUGAAGAAUGCAACUGUAAAUAAUGGAAUGGUUCUUGAGGGUGGAAAUGGUGUUGCUAAAGGUGCAGUUUGGGCCUUGAAGAAUGAUGUCAUGAAUAGCAGGGUUGUAAUUGUUGAUGGGAAUGAUGUUGCUGAAUACGUUUUGGGCUCAAAGAAUGAAGUUAUAAAUAGUGGGGUGGCAAUUGCUGAUGUGAAUGGUGUUGCUUACAGUGGAGAAGGUCUGGGCUCAAAGAAUGAAGCUGUAAAUAAUGAGGUGGUAAUUGCAGACGGGAGUGAUGUUACUAAAGGUGAAGAGUACCGGUUGAAGAAUGGAAGUGUAGAUAAUGCAGUGGCAAUUGCAGAUGGAUUUGGUGUUGUUGAAGGGAACACUUAG